Molecule: messenger RNA, 1626 nt
Organism: Closterium sp. Naga37s-1
Lineage: Eukaryota; Viridiplantae; Streptophyta; Zygnematophyceae; Desmidiales; Closteriaceae
Source: the annotation of a GenBank genome assembly
AUGUUCAUCACAACAACGGAGUGGGCCUCGGAGUGGGGGGUAGCCAAGGCAAAAGACACCCGCACGCCGUUCCGCCGUCUCCCCUUCUACUGCUGUGCGUACGUGACUGAUCAUUCCACUUUCGCUUCCGCUUCUCCCUCAUCGUCCGCUUCCCUUCCCAUUCACCUUUUCUUCCGCCGCCUCCCCUUCUACUGCUGUGCGUACGUGACUGACCCUUCCGUUUUCACUUCCGCUUUUCCCACCUCGUCCGCUUCCCCAACCCUUCCAGCCAUCAAGGAGCUGAACGUGAAGCCCAAGAACUGGAAGCCGAAGGAGCUGCCAGAUGCAGCCAUCAAGGAGCUGAACGACCCCAACAAUCUGGAUGCCAAUGUGCUCACAGAGUUCGACCACGCCAAGCAGAACCUUGCACCUCGAAUGUCCCAGCGCUUUUCGACCCCAACAUCCAAUCUGGAUGCCAAUGUGCUCACGGAGUCUGACCACGUCAAGAAGAACCUUGCAGCUCCCAAGGAAGGCAAAGGCAGUGCAGCAACAUCGGGCGCAGCAGUGCCUGAGAGCAUUCAACGCUGUCUGGCUGUUUUCAUUCGCAGACGCCCCUCAUUUCUUUCCUCCCCUCCCCUGCCAGGCGAAGGUGGUGUAGCAGCAUCAGGCAUCAACGCAGCAGUGCGAAGCCAGAACAGCAGCAUGGGGAGUGCAUGCAGCAUGGGGAGUGCAUGCAGCAUGGGGAGUGCAUGCAGCAUGGGCAGUGCAUGCAGCAUGGGGAGUGCAUGCAGCAUGGGGAGUGCAUGCAGCAUGGGGAGUGCAUGCAGCUUGGGGAGUGCAUGCAGCAUGGGGAGUGCAUGCAGCAUGGGGAUUGCAUGCAGCAUGGGGAGUGCAUGCAGCAUGGGGAGUGCAUGCAGCAUGGGGAGUGCAUGCAGCAUGGGGAGUGCAUGCAGCAUGGGGAGUGCAUGCAGCAUGGGGAGUGCAUGCAGCAUGGGGAGUGCAUGCAGCAUGGGGAGUGCGUGCAGCAUGGGGAGUGCGUGCAGCAUGGGGAGUGCGUGCAGCAUGGGGAGUGCGUGCAGCAUGGGGAGUGCAUGCAGCAUGGGGAGUGCAUGCAGCAUGGGGAGUGCAUGCAGCAUGGGGAGUGCAUGCAGCAUGGGGAGUGCAUGCAGCAUGGGGAGUGCAUGCAGCAUGGGGAGUGCAUGCAGCAUGGGGAGUGCAUGCAGCAUGGGGAGUGCAUGCAGCAUGGGGAGUGCAUGCAGCAUGGGGAGUGCAUGCAGCAUGGGGAGUGCAUGCAGCAUGGGGAGUGCAUGCAGCAUGGGGAGUGCAUGCAGCAUGGGGAGUGCAUGCAGCAUGGGGAGUGCAUGCAGCAUGGGGAGUGCAUGCAGCAUGGGGAGUGCAUGCAGCAUGGGGAGUGCAUGCAGCAUGGGGAGUGCAUGCAGCAUGGGGAGUGCAUGCAGCAUGGGGAGUGCAUGCAGCAUGGGGAGUGCAUGCAGCAUGGGGAGUGCAUGCAGCAUGGGGAGUGCGUGCAGCAUGGGGAGUGCGUGCAGCAUGGGGAGUGCGUGCAGCAUGGGGAGUGCGUGCAGCAUGGGGAGUGCAUGCAGCAUGGGGAGUGCAUGCAGCAUGGGGAGUGCAUGCAGCAGUGUCUGA